Molecule: messenger RNA, 333 nt
Organism: Cooperia oncophora
Lineage: Eukaryota; Metazoa; Nematoda; Chromadorea; Rhabditida; Trichostrongylidae
Source: the annotation of a GenBank genome assembly
AUGUUUAGAAGAACUAUCGACGUACCAGUAACCUAUGGCAGCAGUUUUCCGUUCUUGAACCAGCGAUCCUUCACCCUUCGACUAUCGAGCUAUGCUUAUCCCCUGGAAGACGUCGUCUACCUCUGGGCAAAUUCGCCUCCGCUCGUAGCUCCUGUCGAGGUAUCGCCUGAUCUGCUCACUGGACCUGUCACUUUUGCGGAAGCCGAUGCCGACGACUGCGUAGGAAACUUUACAGUCGGGGAAGCUGGAAGGCUCGCCGGGAGUCGUCCUACUUCAAAAUUGUUCUGCAACGAAAUCGAACGGUCGUUAGCCGACGGAAGGUGGGGGCGCUAA